AUGACUUCACUACGCGCCCCGCCGGCCGUGGAUCUCAGCGAGAAUAGAGGUCCCCCGAUGCGUACACUACUUAUCGCCAUGAUAGUUCUUCCCACUGUUGCCGUGUUGCUUCGAUUCUGGUCUCGAACGCUUUUGCCGGCGACUGGCAGGCUUCAGUCAGUUGGGAAGUUUUGGUGGGAUGACUGGAGUGCUCUCGUGGCUGCAGUUAGUUUCUCCCGAGCGAUUGAAAGAUCCAUCCGAUGCCCUAAUCGACUGCAGAUUUUCAACAUUGCCCUAUGUGGUAUGGGUUUGAAAAUGGUAGACCUUGGAAUGGGAAAGCAUAGUGAGGCCGUUCCCCCAGGCAACGUCAAUCCGUUUCUCAAAUUGCUCUGGGUCCAGUACUACAUCUUCGACACAGGCACCUCUGUUGCGAAAGCCUCUGCCCUCUUCUUCUAUGUACGAGUCUUCACCCAGAGCGCUCCCCGCUUCCGAUAUGCCCUGCUUGUAGUCCAUGCGAUGAACGCCAUCUGGCUACUUGCCAUUCUACUCGCGGUCGUCUUUGAGUGUAACCCGAUCCGGAAAGCAUGGACCCCUGAGUUACCAGGCACAUGCAUCAGCACCGACAAGCUAUGGUUGGGAAGCGGAAGUACUAGUCUCAUCAUUGAUGUGAUUAUCCUAGUAAUCCCGAUGCCAACGCUGUGGCAACUACAAUUGAAAACUUCGCGCCGGAUCCUCAUUAUUGGGGUCUUCGUCUGUGCAUAUAUGUAA
Talaromyces rugulosus is the source of this 747-nucleotide messenger RNA. RefSeq lists its product as uncharacterized. The record is from RefSeq and is a predicted model, not a curated record. The transcript has a single exon. Bases 1 to 747 code for a protein of 248 amino acids. Lineage: Eukaryota; Fungi; Ascomycota; Eurotiomycetes; Eurotiales; Trichocomaceae.